This is a messenger RNA of Mustela lutreola (European mink), 3613 nucleotides long. RefSeq names its product protein tyrosine phosphatase non-receptor type 22 (gene PTPN22). Bases 142 to 2565 code for a protein of 807 amino acids. Gene Ontology annotation, biological process: T cell receptor signaling pathway; T cell differentiation; negative regulation of T cell activation. The transcript has 21 exons. Gene Ontology annotation, cellular component: nucleus; cytoplasm. Gene Ontology annotation, molecular function: non-membrane spanning protein tyrosine phosphatase activity. The record is from RefSeq and is a predicted model, not a curated record. Lineage: Eukaryota; Metazoa; Chordata; Mammalia; Carnivora; Mustelidae.
GUGAUGAAGUCAGUUAACCACAGCCUUCAACAUGCUCUGCUCCAGCAGCAGCCCUGGCUCCUUGGUGGUAUCUUGGCCAUGACAUACAUAUGACAUGCCCUCCCUUCACCCACUGGCAGACCGUUUCUCUUGUCCUGCAGCAUGGACCAAAGGGAAAUUCUGCACAGAUUCCUGGAGGAGGCCCAAAGCAAGAAAACUGACAAAGAGGAGUUUGCCGGUGAAUUUCUGAAGCUGAAAAGACAAUCCACCAAGUACAAGGCAGACAAAACCUAUCCCACCACUGUGGCUGAGAUGCCCACGAAUAUCAAGAAAAACAGAUAUAAAGAUAUCUUGCCCUAUGAUCACAGCCGAGUAGAGCUGUCCCUGAUAACCUCGGAUGAAGAUUCUGACUACAUCAAUGCCAACUUCAUUAAGGGAGUUUAUGGACCCAAGGGUUAUAUUGCCACCCAGGGACCCUUGUCUACAACUCUCCUGGACUUCUGGAGGAUGGUCUGGGAAUACAGCGUCCUGGUCAUUGUUAUGGCAUGCAUGGAGUUUGAGAUGGGGAAGAAAAAGUGUGAGCGCUACUGGACUGAGCCAGGAGAGCUACCGCGGCGAGUUGGCCCUUUCUCCAUAUCCUGUGAAGCUGAAAAUAGAAAAUCGAAUUACAUAAUCAGGACUCUAAAAGCCAAGUUCAAUAGUGAAACUCGAACUAUCUACCAGUUUCAUUACAAGAAUUGGCCAGACCAUGAUGUGCCUUCAUCCAUAGACCCUAUUCUUGAGCUCAUCUGGGAUGUACGUUCUUACCAAGAGGAUGUCAGUGUUCCCAUAUGCAUUCACUGCAGUGCCGGCUGUGGAAGGACUGGUGUUAUCUGUGCUAUUGAUUACACCUGGAUGUUGCUAAAAGAUGGGAUACUUCCAGAGAACUUCAGUGUUUUUAGUUUGAUCCAGGAAAUGCGAACACAAAGACCUUCAUUUGUUCAAACUCAGGAACAGUAUGAGCUGGUCUACAAGGCUGUAUUAGAACUAUUUAAGAGACAGAUGGAAGUUAUUAGGGAUCAACACUCGGGAACAGAGAUUCAAGCACAGGAUUCCGUUCUUAAGCAAAAUCCCAUUCUAGAAACAGAGUCUUAUUCUCCCAAUUUACCAAAAAGCAGCUUAAAAGAAGCAGAGAUGAUGAAACAAGAGAGCAAACCAAGGCUAAGGGUGAAAAGUGCAGAAGUUUCUUCUUUUGACUUCAGGACUUCUGACAGAAGUGAAAAGGAAAGGUUAGCCUUGCACGGUGGUGAACAGAAACGUGCUUUUGACCUUUUGGAACUAAACUGUAGUUGUAACAAAAAUGCCAACAUAACCACACAUUGGGAGACCAAGGCAUUUCCAAUAGCUGGGAAGCCUCUUCAGAAGCAUCAGAGUUUAGACUGGAGUGCCAUUUUGUUUGGAGCGCGUCCAAAUUCUAAAGCUGCCGAUGUGGCAGGAAGGUAUUUUAAUGCAAAGGCGCCAAUAAUACGGACCAAAUCAACGCCCUUUGAGCUGACACAACAGAGAGACACCGAGGAGUUGGACAUCAAGGAAAAUGUUUCUUGUUUGGAAUCUCUACCCCACAGUUCUUAUCUCGCACAGGCUCAAAAAGCGAGGCAUGCUUCUUUGGCAGAACAGAAUUAUUCACUGCUGUCAGACUCUCAGCCCCAAAUGUGCAGCGCCUCUGUUGCAAAGGGGCCGGACUCUCAGCCUCUUCAUGUAUAUUCUUACAUGUCUGUAGAAGAUCCUUAUUUCUUAUCAUUGUCUCCUAGUAGCGCUGGUUCUAAGAUGUCUCUUGAUUUAUCUGAGAAGCCAGAUGGAAACAUUUUGCCUUGUUCCUCAUUGCCAGCAUCUUCUACAACCCUUUUUUCUUCUUACAAUUCACGUGAUUCUUUAGCACUGAGUCCUCCGACCCAAUACCCCUCUCCAAACCCAGAGACAGCAGUAGUAGCAACUUCUCCAAGGAUAGAUGAUGAAGUCCCUCCUCCACUUCCUGAACGGACGCCUGAGUCUUUUAUUGUGCUAGAGGAAGGUGGAGAAUUGCUACUGAAUGUUCCCAAAUCGUUAUCUUCAGCUGAGGAGGCAAAAGUUGGAACAUCACUACAAUGGAAUAGAACGUCUGAGUCAAGGACAUCCGAUGACACUGUGAGACUUAGGCCAACUAAGAGUGUAAAACUCCGGAGUCCCAAAUCAGAUCUACAUCAAGAUCGUUCUUCUCCCUCCCCACCUCCACUCCCAGAAAGAACCCUGGAGUCCUUCAUUCUUGCUGAUGAAGAAUGUAUGCAAGCUCAGCCUGUAAAGACUUAUUCUACUAGCUGUCCUAAUACCGUGGAAAAUUCAACAUCUUCAAAACAGAUAUUGAAGACUCCGGGAAAAGGUUUCACAAGGACUAAGAGUUUGAAAAUUUUGAGAAAUGUGAAAAAGAGUAUCUGUAAUUCUUCCCCACCAAACAAGUCUGCAGACUCUGUUCAGUCAAAUUUCUCCAGCUCCUUUCUGAAUUUUGGUUUUGCAAAUCGUUUUUCAAAACCCAAAGGACCAAGAAAACCACCACCAACUUGGAAUAUUUAACACAACUUUGGAAUAUAGGCUGCAAGUGCAUCUGCAAAUAAGAGUACUAAAAUACUAUUAGCUAAAAUAAGGUUUCCAUAUUCAUUUCAACAAUGAAGAUAAUAUAAUGUGUUAAUAGCAAUAUUAGAAAAGAAUAUUCAAAUAAGUGCCAGAAACUUUACAUUUUCAUCUCAUAUUGGGCUGGAAACUGGAAAUAAAUUUGUCACUUGAGCUUAUGUAGAGAACACUGUAUCACUGUAUGAGACACAGUUUUUGAAUGGACUUAUUUUUCAUUUUGGAAGUUAUUUUUAUUCUACUUUUCUACACAAAUAUAAGCCUCAGAGUAUUUUUUUUAUAAACUUCAAAAUGUUUUUAAGAAUUGGAUGUCAACUGAAUGUUUACAUUGCCAAAAUUACUACAGAAAGUGUUUCACAAAAUCUGACCUGUGCUUGUGGCAAUGACUCUUCCUUGGGAAUUAUUUUUGCCUAAAUGGAGUACAUGUUGCACAUCUUCCCAAAGAUGGAAAACUAGAGAACUAGAAUAAUAAGAAGUUAUGCUUAAGAGAAUAAAAUAUGUAAAUAAAAUCAUUUCUAUAUUUGGAUAUAUCUACUAACAAGAUGUUCAACUACAUUUCUGAUAAGUUUUAACCAGUUAUUCAGUUACCAAGUCUAGAAUAAUCAGCAAAAUAGCUAUCUUUUGGUAGCAUUUUUCAUUUCGAAGGACCUGCAUAAAUACAUGCGACUUAUAUCCAACCAAUCAGAGGUUUAAGAAAUUUUCCCUAUGAAUGUGGGUCUGCCUUAGUUUUAGAAAAUCUGAGUUUUCAAAUCUGAUUUUAUGUAACAAAUAAGUCAAUGGGUAAUUAAUGUUACAGAGGAUUCCCGAGUUCUCCUAAUGACUUUAACUUAGAAGUUUCUUUCUUUUAGAAACAUGAAAUACUUAAAACAGCAUUUGUUCUUCAAUACCUUUCGUUAGGAAGCCUCAUGAUAGGGCUAAUUGGAUGAUAUGUUAACCUAUUUAUUAUAGCACAAAGUACACAAUAGGUGCUGAAUAAACUUUGUUUUAAAAACCA